Molecule: messenger RNA, 580 nt
Organism: Coturnix japonica (Japanese quail)
Lineage: Eukaryota; Metazoa; Chordata; Aves; Galliformes; Phasianidae
Source: RefSeq, a predicted model, not a curated record
UCCUCACUGCUGCCUCUUCCCUCAGGCGAAGAGCAGCCUGGCCACUAUGGCUGGCCGUGCCAGUAGGUUCAGGCCUGCACCAACUACCCCUUGUUCUUUUGUGCAGGGAAUGAUCUCUCUUCUCAGCCAUGCUGCUGAGAGCAACUUCCACACAGUCCUGGACACACUCAACAUGUUUGCGUCCAAGCUGUGCAAAGGCCAGAAUGCGAAGAUUUCCAUACUGAAGAAGAUGGAGCUGGGCAGCACGAGAGCUCAUGCCACACGCAGUGCUCUCAUCCUUGCCCAUGGCAGCUUAGCACUGCGAGCCUCCAAGGAACAACUGCUCACCCACCUGGAGGGAGACAUUGUGGGCAGCAUCCUGCUGCUUUACAGCUGCAGCUGCCAGGACUUGCAGAACAAGCUCGCGCUGGUGCAGAGCAUCACCGACUUCAGCUCUGCCUUCCAUGCUGUGGGUGACUCUGCCUGUUUUAACCCCUCCUUGAAGGGCAAGCUGCUGGAGAUCCUGAUGGACUUGCUGAAGAAGUAUUGCUUGGGUACCCCUGUCUCCCCAGUGCCCCUCAAGGUGGUUCUCUGUCCCUGA